Messenger RNA from Theileria annulata, 498 nucleotides. RefSeq lists its product as uncharacterized. The record is from RefSeq and is a predicted model, not a curated record. Lineage: Eukaryota; Apicomplexa; Aconoidasida; Piroplasmida; Theileriidae. Bases 1 to 498 code for a protein of 165 amino acids. The transcript has a single exon.
AUGACGACAAUAUUGGAAGCGGAGUUUGGUUCAGAUUCUGAGGAUUCUGAUUAUGAGUUAUCCGAGGUUUCCAGUGAUGAGGAUUCUUCUCGCAGUUUGAAGAGGGAGGAGAAGAAGCGUCGUGAACGUGAAAAAAUGCUUGAGCGUGUGAAUUUGAUGUUUGAUGAUAUGAUUAAGGCCAGUGACUUUUCCUAUAGACAUCCUGACCAUGAAAAGGACGAUUUUAUGCUUCAGUUUCACAAGAAAUCGCCUCCCACUCCUAAGAUUCGAACCUCUAUUGAUUUUGAAGAGUAUCUUGACAAAAACACCAGCAGAGUGUUUAAUUCUUCAAAUGACCUUGACAUUAAGCAGUUUAAGCAAAAGUGCCAUCAAACUCCCAAUUCUGAGAAACUUGAAAUGAUAAAAAAUGCCGUCGCUGUCAAAGAUGCUGAACCAGCUACUAUUAAAACCACUUAUAAAUUCGCCGGAACUACUUACGAGUUAUUUCUUACACUAUAG